Molecule: messenger RNA, 969 nt
Organism: Ostertagia ostertagi
Lineage: Eukaryota; Metazoa; Nematoda; Chromadorea; Rhabditida; Trichostrongylidae
Source: the annotation of a GenBank genome assembly
AUGAGGUCGGAUGAGGGCGAAAAGUCUGGUCAUCAACCUCAUGUUCGAGUAUGGGAACUCCGUGAUGAUGUGGGAAAUUUUACUGGACAGUCAAUACGAAGUUUUCCUUUUCACUCGAAUUCCAUAGUUGCCAUACGAUUUGUGCCUGGAACAAAUUUGCUCAUAUCCGUUGGUUGCCAGCAUGACGCCACCAUAUGUGUUUGGGACUGGCGAAGCGGAUCGAAGCUGGCCACGGGGAAAGUCACAGCUGUUGUGAAUGCUAUAGCGAUUUCUCCAGACAGCACGAUGUGUGUGACUGUAGGCUCAAAGCAUGUGAAAUAUUGGCAUCUUCCAGCUGGUGAUUCGCAACACGGUGCUGGGUUGCAGUCACGCUCUGCGAUUCUUGCCGACCGAAGAAGUUCCAUAUUUGUUGACGUCGUAUUUUUGGAUGCGAAUCGAGUACUGUCGGUAACGGAAGAUGGAGCGCUAGUGGAAUUCCUCAACAAGAAGUACGUGAAAACGUAUCGGUUCGACGAUCCAAGUCUGCCGUUAUCUGGUUGUACGAACGGUGUGAUUCGAAUCUACGAAAAGGAUGACCUUAAAAUGCGAUGCCGUUUACCUCAUCCGGCUUAUAUUGGAAUGGAUCCAGCUGUCGCGAGCACGGCAGAAGCGCUCGAAGUUCAGCCAAAGGCUAUCCCGACGUGCGAGCGUUGUGUGCGACGUCGUCGAGUCCUGAAUCCUUUAUUGCCGCCUACUCGGAUCGUUCAAUGUUCGUCUUUCGCACGAGGCAAUGCCACGAAUCAAUGGCAGAAGCUGUCCAGCUCACUAGCCCAUGUGGGAGCGGUUACUGUUGUCAAGCGAUAUCCGUCGCAUUUCCCAUACUUGCCCAGUGGGUCAUUUAUCACUGCCGGUGUGGACAGCACAGUUCGAAUAUGGAGUUUGGAAAGGAAAAAGGACAGAAUGUUGGUCUUGUGCCAGCGAAAGAGUUGA